Molecule: messenger RNA, 2683 nt
Organism: Numida meleagris (helmeted guineafowl)
Lineage: Eukaryota; Metazoa; Chordata; Aves; Galliformes; Numididae
Gene: FAIM
Product: Fas apoptotic inhibitory molecule
Exons: 5
Coding region: 37-831 (264 amino acids)
Biological process (GO): canonical NF-kappaB signal transduction; positive regulation of neurogenesis; negative regulation of extrinsic apoptotic signaling pathway via death domain receptors
Source: RefSeq, a predicted model, not a curated record
UGCAGCGAGCCGGAUUUGUCCUUUCCAAGGAGCCGAAUGCAGCGCUGCGAGCCUCGAGUGUCACCACUGCGAUAUCCCCGCCACACCGAGCAGCGUCCGCCGGCGAAAAGGAAGAAAAGCGGCCGAACGGGCGUAGAGGGUGGGCUCCGCGCUCUGAGGGCGGGCUCCGGGGCGGUAACGGUCACCUACGGGAGGCGGGCGGCCGCCAUCUUGAGGCGGAGGGGAGGAGCGCCCCGCGAGGCCGGAGCGGGACAGGCGGGCAGCGGGUCUCGGUACAGCCACUUAGAGAAGAUGACAGAUUUGGUGGCUGUUUGGGAAGUAGCUUUAAGUGACGGUGUUCAUAAAAUUGAAUUUGAGCACGGGACCACUUCAGGAAAACGUGUUGUCUAUGUUGAUGGAAAGGAAGAAAUACGAAAAGACUGGAUGUUUAAAUUAGUGGGUAAAGAAACAUUCACUGUUGGAGCAUCCAAAACAAGAGCUACUAUUAACAUUGAUGCAGUCAGUGGCUUUGCAUAUGAGUAUACUUUGGAGAUCGAUGGAAAAAGCCUCAAGAAGUAUAUGGAGAACAGGUCAAAAACAACCAAUACUUGGAUACUGAGCUUGGGUGGUACAGACUACAGAGUUGUUCUAGAAAAGGACACUAUGGAUGUGUGGUGCAACGGUAAAAAAAUGGAGACAGCGGGUGAAUUUGUAGAAGAUGGAACUGAAACUCACUUCAGUGUUGGUGAUCACAGCUGUUACAUUAAGGCUGUCAGUAGUGGAAAACGAAAGGAAGGGAUUAUUCACACUCUUAUUGUGGAUGACAGAGAAAUUCCAGAGGCUGUGGAGUAGCUUCUAGUUAACUGAUUGUUGUAGGACUAAGAUCACGUACUUUCAAUUACUGUGGUAAUUAUUUUAAUAAGAGGCAUUUGGACAAUGCCCUCAAUAACACACUUUAGCUUUCGGUUAGCCGUGCAGUGGUCAGGCAGUUGGACAUGCUGAUCAUUGUGGGUUCCUUCCAGCUGAACUAUUCUCCAUGUACUUGGUACAUCUAGUUUGUGCUGGGCUCAAUUUUAGCUUCUGUACAUGAAAUUCAUCUUUUUGAGGACCAGAUGCACAUAACUAUAUACAACAUCUUACAUUACCAGUUUUUUAAAAACUCUAGAGAGAAAUAUUAUAUUGCUAAGGGCAGAGAGGGCAGGUGAACUUGAGAAGAAAUUAUUAUUAUUUUUUUCUAGUAUACAUUAAUACUGAAUACUUUAUAUGGAGGGAGAAAGCACAUGCUGAGCACUGGAGAAAGAUGUUAAAAUUCUCCUUUUUUUUUUUCUUCUUUUAAACAUAUUUCCAUUGUUCUUCAGAUCCAAUUAGGAAAACAGUUACAUAAUAAAAAAGUUACUAAAUACAUUUUUACUAGUCCUUGUGUAACUGAGUUAAAAUUUUACCUUGCUAUGAAAGCUAUGGUUUAUUCAGAGUAGGAGGAAAGAUGAGAUGCUAUGCCAAAAAAAAUCCCUAAAGUUUCUCAAAAAUGAUGCUUGUUAGAAAUUGUUGCAGUAGUUCUGAAGUUCUGUACUGAUUUUAAACACCUUCCCACCCACACAAAGAAGAAAGUGACAAGUUUUCUGCCGUGAACCCCCCUUAAAAAAUGAAAGCUCUUGAAGCAAGCUGAGAUAAGAACCUCUUCUAUAUAGUCUAACCUUUAUUAGCUACAGAUAGCUGUAGGUUAACGUGUGGCAGUUCUGGCAAUAAUGUGUGAAUAAGGAAAUGAGGAAAUGCAGGACAGAACUGGAGAAGAAAAAUUGAUUGAUUAAAUGGGAAAGUUAAGACAGGAGUAGAAUCCUUGUGUUUCUCCAAUGCCAGUUGCCUGAGGUGGUUUUUAGAAGCUCAUGUGUGGGGGAGGCACAUUGCCCAUUUAACAUUGCAUUAGACUCACACCUUACAAAAGGUGCCUGUUUUGCCACGAUGACAUGAAUAACUUUUUAAAAAGAAUAUAUUUAUUUGAAAGUAUCAUUUCGAAAAUCUUUUUCCACUUGCAAUCCCCUGAAGACUUCAGAAUUAGACUCUCAGAACUUAAUUUCUCUUGGGGUUUGUAAAUGCCUACUCUUAAGUAUUUACUGCCUUCAGGUCGCUGUGGAAGCGCUGUGGACGUACCUAGCUACGACGCUGACAAUAACCCCUACAACAUAGCAGUAGGGCAGGUUAUUGGAGAGCAGUUUGAAGUUGUGGGUUGAACCAGUUCUCUACUUCCAUGGUAGCCUUUCAAAAAGAUUGAACAGCACCGAGAAAUCUGAACCUCAAAUAUGCUUCAAGUCAUGUCUUUAAACACUACGAGGAAAAAUAACAGAUAAGCAGAUAGUAUUAUUUGUACUCUUUAUUUUGAAUACGUGAAUCUGUACUGCUUCAAAUCUCUUAACUGAUAAAAACUAAUAACAGCUGCUGUUAGAAAUCUUGAAGAAUUGCCACACGUUUGUCAUAACUUUACUGAACAGCAAAUCCUGAGGUGGAAAACAGCAUUCACCUGCUGCAUUCACACGUCACGAUGCAUUCACAAAUGUAAGAAUCAAACCAACCUUGAUUUCUUGGGUUUCAAAACUAUAUGCAAUACCUUAGAUUAAGACAGUGUAAUGAAAGAAAGAAAAUGCAAAUGUAUAAUGUAUAGUCACGUGCUAAGAAUACUAUAAGGCAUAUAAAGUAUUUUAAACUAUUC